CAGUGGUGUAACGUUUCCUGUUGCCCCCCCCCCCCCCCCCGCUGAAAAAAGCGCCCCCCUGUUGGCGCCCCCUCCCUUUUGGAGCCCCUCCCUAAAAUUGAACAAAUUAGAUGAUUUUAGAGGAUGCAACGGUAAAAUCUCUAAAAAAGUGUGUUUCUAGAGCAAAACGCGCAGUUUUGCUAGUACCGUAGUUAAGUUUUUCCAUGUCACCAUCCGGCAGAGGAGCUUCCUCCCAAAAGAAGAAACCUCUAGCAGACAACAAAGCCCUGCGCAGGAACAGCCCUAGUGCAAUGGCCCAGAAAGCUGUGCUGGGUAAACGCCCAUCAAAGUCACCCCAAGAACAACCAGAGACAUCUGUUCUUAAACCUCCAGGUAAUCUGGUUAUUGAAAAGAUCAGCCCAAACCUGAUAUCAGCUUUAGAAUCAUCGAACCUCAGAGAGAGCCCCAGCAGUCCAAUGAGCCCUCUGUACAAGUCCUUUCCUCCAUUCUCCCGUGCUGAAGAGUCUGCUGAAGAACUUGAAAUCCAGGAUAAACCUACAGUAAAACAACGGGCUUCAAAGAGUGAUUGUCCUUGCCGAUCAACAUCAGAUGGUAAGGAAUGGAAGUUCAAGUGUACCAGAUGUUUUCAGCACUGGCAUGCUUCCUGUUGCAAUCUCAAGGGUGCUAACAACAUUCAGCACGAUACACCUCUUGAAGCUUCUCUGAAUAUGAUUCUCUCAGAAUGGCUAUGUCCAUGGUGUUUCGAUACAUCAUUCCCCAGACCAGGCUCCAGCAUGUCAGCCAAGAUGGACAACAACCUAAAGAGCUCUGUAGACUACAGCCAGAACAUACAGGCUAUAUCAGAUGCUAUUUCUAAUGCUGUUGGUAACAGUAUGCCUACUGUGGAGAUUGUAUCCCUGGAGACAAGACUGAAGAAGCUGAGUCAAGAGAUUCAUGAAUUUCAGCAGUCCAGAAGUCCAUCUGAAGCACCACCUGCUACAGAAAUCCCCCUCCCUAAAUGCACAGAACCUCCAGUGUGUGAUUACCUGGUCGAUGUGCUAAGUGCUGAGAUCCUCAAAGAAGUUACAGAGUUUCUCCUGGAGAGCCAAGCUAGUAAUAAGUUCAUCCCGAAGAAUGGAAGACAGGUCCUCAAGUUUGGGGAAGACUACUCUUAUACUGGUGAUUCAGACCCACCCCUAUCCCCCACAAUCCCAGCACCCCUUGCCUCAGCCAUAGACGCAGUUACAUCAAAGUGCAGACUGACCCAUAAGCCCAACUCCAUCCUAAUAAACUACUACCCUCCCUCAGUUGAUACCACCACUAGUAGCAAGCUCCCUUUUCACUCUGACGAUGAGUCUGAGAUUAUUGCUAACUCAGAAAUUGCUACUAUCAGCAUAGGCGACGUCAGGAAGGUGUGCUUUAAGUGCAUCUAUGAGACCGGAAACGAAGCCUCAACUGAGUAUGUUCAUAGUGUGAGUCCAGAAUCUAACUCAGUGUAUGUGAUGACACGAUCGUCACAAGCCUGGUAUCGUCACGGUAUUGAUGAAACAGGUCCUGCUGAAACUCAGUCUUCUGUGCAGACAGGAAGGUUCUCCAUCACACUGAGAACUGUGAGCAAACAGUUUAGCCGGAGCUGCAUCAUCAUGGGCGACUCUAACACCAAGCCCAUCAAGUUCGGUGUCGGUACUGGAACCCUUGGACAGUCCUUCCCAGGUGAACGUGUUAAAGCCAACAAGGUCAGUGCAAUAGACCCUAAGCUCUGCAUUGGUUAUAGCAACGUCAUCUUAGUUUGUGGGACCAACGAUCUACGAGUUGAAAAUGUGCAGUCACCUGGUGAUAUACACCAGCUGGUAGACAUUCUCCACCUGAAAAUCCAGCAGAUCCAGAAACUGUGCCCUAAGGCGAAGUUGUUUGUCACAGCAGUUUUACCGUCUAGACUCCCUAAGAUGAAUAAAAACAUUAUGGCAUUCAACAGCUUGGUUGAUGAAAUGUUGUACUCUAGCUUUAACCAGACUGUAUGGCACCUUGGUGUUGGCCACUUUUUAGACGGUAAAGGGUUGCUUGCUAUGAAACUCACGAGAAAUGGUGAUGAAAUCCAUCUCGGAGAGCUUGGUAUUGCUAAAUUUGUGAGAUGUCUGAAACAGUGGGUGUAUGUGAGGGAGAGACAGGAGAGAGUAAGACAAAGGAAGGCCACCCGACCAGUGGGAGUUUAUCCCACUUAGUUUAUCAUGAUUAUGAAACUUAUUAAAGAUGUGUGCGACCCCUGUAGUAAAUACAUUAAUAUUGGCCAGCCACUCUUAGAAUGUGAAAAUUGCAGCAAAGUUGUUCAUACUAAGUGCUUCAGAUCCGCGAAAUUUACAAGCAAAAACGGUCUAUGGAUGUGCAGUGAUUGCUGUAGUACAAUAGAAGAUAGGUAUUGCCCAUUUCCAAGCAGCCAAAGGUAUGAUGAUUCAGAUAAAUUCUAUGAUACAAACAACCAGGAAGAUGUCACCAUAGCUAAAUUCUCUUCAAUACUUGAAGACUGUAAGCGUUACACAAAACAAGAACUAGCAAACUCAAUCAGCAAACUUUUUCCUGAGAAAAAUAAAAAUUCUGCUUAUCUGCCCGCUCUGUUUUGCAAUAUAGAUGGGUUUGCUAGUAAUUUUGACAGCUUUUUAAUAGAACAUAAGACCCUCCCGUGUAAUUUUGAUGUCAUUGGAUUGGCUGAGACCAACAUCGAUCCAAGCCAACAAGGCUUAUACCAAAUCCCCUCCUAUACAACAUUUUGUCAAGUACCAUUCCCUGAUAAGAAAAAAGGAACAGGAGUAUCCUUAUAUGUCUCUGAUCGCCUGAAUGCUGUAGUAAUCGAAAAUCUAUCUCACUGUACAAAAGAUAUUGAGUGCUUAUUUGUUGAAAUUACUCUUAGCUCGGGUGAUAAACUGACAUAUGGGGUUGCUUAUCGUCCUCCAAAUGGCUGUAGUGAGACCUUUUGUCAAACUCUUGAGGAUAUAUCUAAGCAGUUGGCUGGUAAAAAGUUCCAUAUUCUUGGCGAUUUUAACUCUAACCUCCUCAAUGUACAAACCUCCAGCCAGCUAUUUGAGGACACGUUACUUCGUAACAAUAUGUAUCCUACUAUAUCACUUGCUACCCACUUCCGUCCUAACUGUAAAAACUCAUGUAUUGACAAUAUCCUCACAUCAGAGAUAGAUCAUGUACUUCUCUCCGGUGUAUUGAAUGAUAGGAUUGGUGACCAUGCCUUUAUAUUCACCUUCACGUCAAUUCCUACCGAAAACAGUACUGAAAAACUUAAACAUGUUCGCUACUAUGAUUAUUCAAGUUCCAAACUCACUAAUUUUGUUAAUGAACUCGAGGUGAAGGUGAAUGACUUGACUCCCUCGGUAAACUUCAAUGAGUUCUUGGACUGCUUCAAUGAAACACUUGAUAAACACUGUAAGCUUGAUGUACCAAAAGUUACCAAAAGGACUCCCAAACUCAACCCGUGGAUUACCGAUGGAAUCAUUGUCUCAGUUGAAAGAAAACAUGAACUCUGUAGAGACUGGUCAAGCACUGUAACAAAUAGAAACCCUGAGGGUAAUGUACUGCUCUAUAAAGUCUUCAGUGACUACCGAAGAAUGCUUAAAAGUAUUAUCAAGGUCGCCAAACGAUCGUACUACUGCAAUGAAAUCCAUAAAAAUAUAGAAAACAGCAAAAAAACGUGGCAGAUAAUCAAUGAGCUCAGGGGCAAGAAAAAGAAGCAAACUAAGCCUCCCUUUAUCAUAAACAACGAACGAAUCAUGAAUCGUAGAGUCAUAGCCAAUGGAUUCAACUCUUACUUUGUUUCUAUUGCCCCUAAGCUCAAUGAAACACUUAGUAGCAGUGAGGCCUCUGGUUUACCAAUUCUCCCUAUAAAAACAUUCUAUGAUUUCCUUGGAAAGACUAAUGAAAAAUCGAUUAUGUUAGAAGACUGUACACCUUAUGAGAUAACGGAAAUAAUAAAAGGAUUUGAAAAUGGAAAAGCAAGUGAUAUUCCUGUUAGUGUAAUCAAAAGAUCAUCUCACGUAAUUACACCGAUCCUUAGUCGAUACAUCAACAUCUUAAUGUCUAAUGGCACGUUCCCCGACGUUCUAAAGACUGGUAGAAUAACUCCUGUAUUUAAGAAGGGAAACCCUGAAGAGAUAGAAAACUACCGCCCAAUCUCUACUCUCUCUAUAUUUGGUAAAAUCUUUGAAAAGAUCAUUUACUCAAGAAUAUAUUCGUUUGCUAGCUCACAGGGUAUAAUAUCUAAAACACAAUUUGGCUUCAGGCAGUCACACUCUACUUCACAUGCAGUUAAUCACUCAGUAAACCUUAUAACUGAAUCUCUAAAACUUAAGCAUCAUGUCUUAGGCAUAUUCAUAGACCUUAGCAAAGCUUUUGAUACAAUAGAUCAUGGUACAUUACUUGUCAAAUUACAGGGCUAUGGGAUACGUGGGGUGGCAAAUGAUCUUAUAAAAAGUUACUUAACAAAUAGAUCACAAUAUACUGAAGUUGUUGGUGAGAAAUCUGACGCCUUGAAAAUACAGUUUGGAGUCCCUCAGGGUUCGAUUCUUGGACCUCUCUUAUUUCUCCUAUAUAUUAAUGAUAUCGCCAACAGCUCCAGUUUGGGAUCAUUUGUCACCUUCGCUGAUGACACCAAUAUAUUUGUGACUGGGAAAUCUAAAAAGGAGGCAUAUAUGCGUGGUAAUUCUCUUUUAGCUAGUUUAUAUUCCUACAUGCGAGCAAACAAACUCCAUGUCAACUUGUCUAAAUGCUGUUUCAUUCACUUUAAACCAGCAUCGUCCUCCCAGACUGACAAUAAUUCUGAAUAUACUCUAACCAUUGAUAACUUUCCAAUAAAACAAGUUGCAUCUGCUAAGUUUCUGGGAGUCGUCAUCGAUGAAAAGCUAACCUGGGAAGAACAUAUAAAAUCACUUAGGCGUUCUCUCAGCCAUGCAACAUCAACUCUCUGCCGCCUACGCUGCUCCCUCCCAGAUUUCUUACACCGCCAGUUGUAUUACACUCUAUUUGAAUCACACCUCUCCUAUUGUAUCACGGUUUGGGGUGGGGCAGCCAAAACUCGUAUAAGUUCUGUAUUCAAA
Messenger RNA from Bolinopsis microptera, 5075 nucleotides. RefSeq lists its product as uncharacterized. The record is from RefSeq and is a predicted model, not a curated record. Gene Ontology annotation, molecular function: dioxygenase activity. Gene Ontology annotation, biological process: DNA repair; DNA alkylation repair. The transcript has 2 exons. Gene Ontology annotation, cellular component: nucleus. Lineage: Eukaryota; Metazoa; Ctenophora; Tentaculata; Lobata; Bolinopsidae. Bases 204 to 2201 code for a protein of 665 amino acids.